Molecule: messenger RNA, 3543 nt
Organism: Phyllopteryx taeniolatus (common seadragon)
Lineage: Eukaryota; Metazoa; Chordata; Actinopteri; Syngnathiformes; Syngnathidae
Gene: asb8
Product: ankyrin repeat and SOCS box containing 8
Exons: 5
Coding region: 311-1180 (289 amino acids)
Biological process (GO): intracellular signal transduction
Molecular function (GO): protein binding
Source: RefSeq, a predicted model, not a curated record
CGGUAUUGCGUUUGCACCAGCGUGAAUUUGGGGCGUGGUCACACGUGACGAUGACGUCGUGUUUUUGUGUGUGUCAAGCCGAGGGCCGAACAAACGGUCCCAGCCAACAGGCAGUUCGGCAAACGCGUCAAUUUGCUGAUCAUAAAAGGUCUAAAGAAAUGCACUGAUUGGCUGACUGGCCCACGUGACCGCAGCGUUGAGAGGAGUGGAUUAGCGUUGCAACAUGCUACAGCGUACUACGCUUGUCAGAGCAUCGCUUCAAAAUCGACUGGUGUCACCCCUGUAUGGGUGCCAUGGUCGUCAGUAACACAUGAGCUCUACUAUGUGGUACAUCAUGCAAAGCAUUCAAAGCAAAUACUCCCUGUCCGAGCGACUCAUCCGCACCAUCGCCGCCAUCCGCUCCUUCCCACACGACAACGUGGAGGACCUCAUCCGCAAGGGUGCCGACGUGAACCGCAUGCAUGGCACACUGAAGCCUCUGCACUGUGCCUGCAUGGUUGCUGAUGCCGACUGUGUGGAGCUGCUGUUGGAGAAGGGGGCAGAGGUGAAUGCUUUGGAUGGAUAUAACCGCACGGCGCUCCACUAUGCAGCAGAGAAGGACGAGAGCUGUGUGGAGCUGCUGUUGGAGUACGGGGCUCAGCCCAACGCUCUGGAUGGCAACAAGGACACUCCGCUCCACUGGGCCGCUUUCAAAGACAACCCAGAGUGCGCGAGAGCACUGCUCGACAGCGGGGCUUGCCCUAACGCCCGCGACUACAACAGUGACACGCCGCUGAGCUGGGCAGCCAUGAAGGGCAACCUGGAAAGUGUCAAAGUGCUUUUGGACUACGGCGCACAGGUGCACGUGACCAACUUGAAGGGCCAAACACCCAUUUCCCGACUGGUAGCCCUCUUAGCGCGAGGCCUGGGCACCGAGCAGGAGGAGGAGUGCCUGGAACUUUUGUGCCGGGCAGCUGGGCGUUUCGAGAUUCGCCGGGCCGACGGCACGCUUCCAAAGGAGCUCAGUAAGGAUCCGCAGCUGCUGGCCAGACUCACCGGCAUGGUGGCCCAAGCGCCCACACUGCGCUCUCUGGCGCGCUGUGCUGUGAGGCAGAGUAUGGGCGUGCAGUUCCUACCCACGGCGGUUAAAGAGCUUCCUUUACCAGAGACCAUCAAGGAAUACCUUCUUCUCAGAGACUAAGACAACGUUGGGUGGCGGCAAUGGAGUUUUUCCUCCUCGUCUCCAACAAACACAACAGCCUCUUGUGCUCCUUUUCCACUGCGCAAGUACUGGAUCGCCUCGAUCGAAAACCACGCGGCACUGAAGGCAUCAGUUCGAACGAGACAUGUUAGCUAAACGAUACAGCAGUUAUUAGUAUAAUGGAAGCAAAAAUAUCAUCUACCAAGGCAGAUCUUGUGGUUUUGUAAAGGAUAAAGUGGAGAGCCUUUUUUUCAUGAUCAAGAAAAGCUAAACUGAAAACACAAUGAUUGAACUGAUUUCGCACAAUAAAGAGAUUUUUGGGCACUUACUACAGUAUGAUAUACGUGUAGGGUUUUAGAAUGUUGUCAUACGUGGGGAAAACCGAACACGGGCAGAAGGAGUACUUGGAUUUGGAUCUUUAACACCAAUGUAUUGUUACUAUUAAGGAGUAUGGGCACUGAAAAGGGAAGAAAAAAAUCAAGAUUAAAGAAUAAAGUUAUAUAUAUUUUUUUUUUAGGUUAGUCAUUGCUAAAAUGAAGUCGUAUAUUUUCAAAAAAGUUUUUUGUUUUGUUUUUUUGGUUCAAUGUGGCCCUAAUAUUCCUUCAUACUUUGCUGUAUCAUAAGAGGAAACAAUACCAUAUAAACCCCUGUUGCUCACAACAGUGGAGGAGAACGUGGUUCUCGUCUGUUUAACUCUCGGCAUGUUCCAAUAUAUAAUGAUACGAAAUUGACUUUCCAUGCUUGCAACCCCAACUGAAGUUACUACAGAUAACAAAUCAAUACAGAAGGUGUUGCAAGUACAAAGGAAAAGGGGCAUGACAACAGCAUUUGACAUGUAGAUUCAAUGGAAUGUUUUCACCAAAUGUAGUGAAGUGUCUUUGAAAACGCCAGAUGGGUGUACCGCUGCACCUGUACAUAUAUAUUAUAACUUAUGUACCGUGCUGCGAAAAAGCUUUAAACCCCUUCUUGCAUAGUUUGCCCACUUUAAGAUCCUCAAACAAAUGUGAAUAUCAGACAAAGAUAACGUAAGUAAAAUGUAGUUUUUAAAUGGUGAUUUAAAUGGUGAUGGUGAAAGCUUAGUACAGUGGUGAACCUUCCCAGGAGUGACUGCCCAACAAAAAUGACCCCAAGAGCACAGCAACGACUCAUCCAGGAGGUCACAAAAGAACCCGGGACAACAUCUAAAGAACUGAAGGCCUUCAAAAAUAAGGAAGAGACUGGGGGAAAUGGCAUCCAUGGUGGAGUUCCAAUGUGAAAACCACUGCUGACAAAGAAGAACAUAAAGCCUUGUCUUCCUUUUGGGAAAGAAAAAAAAACAUCUGAAUGAUUCUCAAGACGGAUGGGAAAGUAUUUUAUGGACUGAUGAGAUGAAAGUUGAAUUUCUUGAAAGGUGUGUGCCUCGUUACAUCUGGCAUAAAUGUAACAGCAUUUCAGAAAAAGAACAUCAUACCAACAGUCAAACAUGGUAGUGGUCGUGUGAUGGUCUGGGGCUGCUUCAUGAUUUCAGGACUUGCUGUGAUUGAUGGAACCAUGAAUUCUGCUCUUUACCAGAAAAUCCUGAAGGAGAACAUUCGGCCAUCGGUUUGUGACCUCAAACUGAAGCGCACUUGGGUUCUGUAGCAGGAUAACAAUCCAAAACACACCAAGUCAAUUCUGAAUUGGACCUCGGCAAGGUCCAGACUUGAAUCUGACUGAAAUGCUGUGGCAUGACCUUAAAAAGUCAGUUAAUGCUUGAAAACCUUCCACUGUUGAUGACUUAAAACAAUUCUGCAAGGUAGAGAAGGGAGCAAAUCCUUUUUCGCAGCACUGUAGGCAUCCCUAAAAUUGCGAACCCUUGAAAAGUAUUGUUACGGUGGUCUUCAAUGCAUGGAAUGCGGAUGAGGGCUUCUGCUUCAUGUUGUGCCAGCGAUCAUCUAAUGUAUCUGUCUUUUAUACUACUGAGGUAACAAACAAAUGAGGGGAACACUCGUAUCUGUUAUUUUUAAGCUUUGUCGGUUGGAAUGGGCACAUGCAGUAAGUCUUGCCUGAUAACAUGACGAUGACUUACUUGCCUGUUCUGUGUGCAAUUCAAUGUCAAGCAAAGUUGCCAUGGAGGAGCAAAUGGUUUUUAUUACACACCGCUAUAUCUUCAGUUUUUGUUUUGUUUUUACUUAUUUUAAUUUAACUAUUAACAAGGCAAGACAUUUAAGUCAAAAACAUUUUCAAGAUUCCCAAGGUUUGCUUUGUACUAUACCCAAGUUGAAAAUGGAUGGCUUUAUGUUGUGGUGCUUAAGAUGUAUAAUCCUGUUGAAGUCGCAUCUUGUUUACGCCUGCAAAAGUGUUUGUUGGGGUGGGGGGUUACUUUAAUGAAAGUACUCCUAUGA